Pan troglodytes (chimpanzee) is the source of this 1142-nucleotide messenger RNA. It is a transcript of the gene IL27, whose product is annotated as interleukin 27. The transcript is spliced from 5 exons. Gene Ontology annotation, molecular function: interleukin-27 receptor binding. Lineage: Eukaryota; Metazoa; Chordata; Mammalia; Primates; Hominidae. The coding region runs from base 20 to 853 and encodes 277 amino acids. Gene Ontology annotation, biological process: regulation of T cell proliferation; regulation of T-helper 1 cell differentiation. The record is from RefSeq and is a predicted model, not a curated record.
GUGAAAAAUUACAAAACACAUGAAGAGGGGAGGGGUUGGCCCAGGUGAAACCCAUCUGGGCUUGCUAACUGGUGCUUAUCAACAGCGAUGUUGGGCUCUUACUCUCCCACAGGAGCUGGGAGAUGGGCCCUAUCCUCAGGUGUUGGCUGGAACAAACAGGCUCAGCCUGUUGCUGCUUCCCUUGCUCCUGGUUCAAGCUGGUGUCUGGGGAUUCCCAAGGCCCCCAGGGAGGCCCCAGCUGAGCCUGCAGGAGCUGCGGAGGGAGUUCACAGUCAGCCUGCAUCUCGCCAGGAAGCUGCUCUCCGAGGUUCGGGGCCAGGCGCACCGCUUUGCGGAAUCUCACCUGCCAGGAGUGAACCUGUACCUCCUGCCCCUGGGAGAGCAGCUCCCUGAUGUUUCCCUGACCUUCCAGGCCUGGCGCCGCCUCUCUGACCCGGAGCGUCUCUGCUUCAUCUCCACCACGCUUCAGCCCUUCCAUGCCCUGCUGGGAGGGCUGGGGACCCAGGGCCGCUGGACCAACAUGGAGAGGAUGCAGCUGUGGGCCAUGAGGCUGGACCUCCGCGAUCUGCAGCGGCACCUCCGCUUCCAGGUGCUGGCUGCGGGAUUCAACCUCCCGGAGGAGGAGGAGGAGGAAAAGGAGGAGGAGGAGAGGAAGGGGCUGCUCCCAGGGGCACUGGGCAGCGCCUUACAGGGGCCGGCCCAGGUGUCCUGGCCCCAGCUCCUCUCCACCUACCGCCUGCUGCACUCCUUGGAGCUCGUCUUAUCUCGGGCCGUGCGGGAGUUGCUGCUGCUGUCCAAGGCUGGGCACUCAGUCUGGCCCUUGGGGUUCCCAACAUUGAGCCCCCAGCCCUGAUCGGUGGCUUCUUAGCCCCCUGCCCCCCACCCUUUAGAACUUUAGGACUGGAGUCUUGGCAUCAGGGCAGCCUUCGCAUCAUCAGCCUUGGACAAGGGAGGGCUCUUCCAGCCCCCUGCCCCAGGCCCUACCCAGUAACUGAAAGCCCCUCUGGUCCUCGCCAGCUAUUUAUUUCUUGGAUAUUUAUUUAUUGUUUAGGGAGAUGAUGGUUUAUUUAUUGUCUUGGGGCCUGAUGGUCCUCCUCGGGCCAAGCCCCCAUGCUGGGUGCCCAAUAAAGCACUCUCAUCCA